Messenger RNA from Leishmania major strain Friedlin, 570 nucleotides. RefSeq lists its product as hypothetical. The transcript has a single exon. Bases 1 to 570 code for a protein of 189 amino acids. The record is from RefSeq and is a predicted model, not a curated record. Gene Ontology annotation, cellular component: endoplasmic reticulum. NCBI's taxonomy places the organism in Eukaryota, Euglenozoa, Kinetoplastea, Trypanosomatida, Trypanosomatidae. Gene Ontology annotation, biological process: protein folding. Gene Ontology annotation, molecular function: protein disulfide isomerase activity.
AUGUACACGGCGCGCCCCAAAUCCGUUACUUCGUGCCACUUCACCACCACGGGCACAGGUGAAAGAUUGCACAUCUGUGUUUCCUCUACAAGACGCGCUAGCACCAGCGUCCCCCGAAUGCGUCGCACAUACCACACCAAAACCACUGCUGUCCCGCUGCUGGCGGUAGCGCUGCUGCUGCUGCUGCUGCUGCUGGGGGGAACCGCACACAGUGCCGCCGCGGCUGAGGCGUCGCGGGUGGUGGAGCUGACUCGUGACACGUUCGAUGCGUACGUUGGCGGGCCCGACUCGUAUACGUUCGUGCUGUACUGCGUCACGUGGUCUCGUCAGUGCAAGACGGUGACUCAGCUGUGGGAUCGCUUGUCGAUUACUCAGUCGCAGAAGGAGCUGCGGGAUGUCUUCACCGCCGCGUACGUGGACGGCGACAAGUACCCGGACUUGGUCAAGCGGAUGAAUGUGAAGGGGUUUCCGACGAUGCUGUUCUACACCCCCCUGCACAGGGAGGGGCUCGAGUACAAUGGCCCUCGCGAGUCGUACCUUCUGGACAGCUUUGUGUUUCAGUUCUCGUAG